Messenger RNA from Colletotrichum orchidophilum, 966 nucleotides. RefSeq names its product legume-like lectin family protein. Bases 1 to 966 code for a protein of 321 amino acids. Gene Ontology annotation, cellular component: COPII-coated ER to Golgi transport vesicle; endoplasmic reticulum membrane; Golgi membrane. The record is from RefSeq and is a predicted model, not a curated record. Gene Ontology annotation, molecular function: D-mannose binding. The transcript has 4 exons. Gene Ontology annotation, biological process: Golgi organization; endoplasmic reticulum to Golgi vesicle-mediated transport; endoplasmic reticulum organization. NCBI's taxonomy places the organism in Eukaryota, Fungi, Ascomycota, Sordariomycetes, Glomerellales, Glomerellaceae.
AUGUGGUUCAAGCAGUCCCUUUCGGCCCUGUGGCUGGCCGCAAUCGCCCUGGGCACCGCAAAGGCGGACGAUGGAGAAGUCAAGAGCAUUGCUCUCCGAACGCACUCCCUGAACCAGCCCUAUCUCGAUUCCGACAUGGCAAGUCGGUGGUACGAUUUUGGCGGAGACACCAUUAUCCGGACGGACUCCUAUAUCCGAUUGACGUCCGACCGCCCGUCGCAGACCGGCUGGCUCUUCUCGAGAGUGCCUCUGACGGCGACCAAUUGGGAGAUUGAGUUCGAGUUCAAGAUCCACGGCAAGAACCAGCUCUACGGCGAUGGCUUCGCCAUGUGGAUCACCAAGAACCGCGGCCAGGCGGGCCCCGUCUUUGGCAGCCCUAACAACUUUGACGGCCUCGGCAUCUUCUUCGAUACAUACAAGAAUAACCGGCCUGGCACCGUUUUCCCCUACGUGAUGGCCAUGUUUGGCGACGGCAAGACCUCGUACGACAAGGACAAUGACGGCAAGAACACGGAGCUCGCCGGCUGCUCCGCGCGCGGCAUCCGCCACGCCAGCGUGCCCACCAAGGCCAAGGUCACGUACUUCCAGGACAAGCUGCUCAAGCUGGAGCUGCAGUACAAGAGCGAGGGCGACUGGACCCUCUGCUUCGAGACCAGCGAGCCCCCCGCCAUCCCCCAGAUCGCCUACCUCGGCUUCAGCGCCGAGACGGGCGAGCUCAGCGACAACCACGACAUUAUCUCGGUGCAGGCCAAGAACCUCUACACGACGCAGACCGGCAAGGGUACCACUAAGACGACCCCCGGAAGCGGCAAGGGCAAGAAGGGAUCUUCGAUCAAGAAGGAUAGCAGCGGCGGCAGUUGGACGUGGACUUUCUUCAAGAUCUUCCUCUUCUUUGGCGUCCUCGGUGGCGGCUACGUCGGUUACACUGCCUGGAGAGCAAAGAACGACAAGAGACAUCGUUUCUAA